Molecule: messenger RNA, 1335 nt
Organism: Caenorhabditis elegans
Lineage: Eukaryota; Metazoa; Nematoda; Chromadorea; Rhabditida; Rhabditidae
Gene: rba-1
Product: putative histone-binding protein rba-1
Exons: 6
Coding region: 7-1245 (412 amino acids)
Cellular component (GO): nucleus
Source: RefSeq, marked reviewed
AGCACAAUGAGUGAAGCUGAAUCGUGUGAAGAAACGAGUAAAGAACAUAGAAUUUGGAAGAAAAAUGUUCCAUAUCUCUACGAUACAGUCGUCACAAAAGAGGUCGAGUGGCCUUCUUUAUCAGUGCAAUGGAUGCCUGAUGUCACAAAAACAGAGAACUCGGAUUCAUCGAUGCAUCGAAUGAUUCAUGGAACACAUACUUGUGGAGGAGUUCAGAAUCAUCUCAUGAUCUCAAAGUUCACAAUAACGACAGACACACCAGAAUUCGACGACGCUAAAUGGGAUUCGGAACGUGAAGAGUUCGGAGGUUAUGGAGAGGGCAGCGCUGCAAAAUGGGAUACUGAGAUUAAAAUCAACCAUCCAGGAGAAGUUCAUAGGGCACGUUACAUGCCACAUAAUCCUUUCAUUAUUGCAAGUCGAGGUCCUUCUGAUGACGUUUAUAUUUUCGACUACACGAAGCACCCAUCUGAACCAAAAGACACCAAAUUUCGACCUCAAUUGCGAUUGAAAGGCCAUGAAGGCGAAGGAUAUGGAAUGUCGUGGAGCAACACCAGAGAGGGACAUUUGCUAACUGCCGGCGAUGACGGAAUGAUUUGCCACUGGGAUAUAAACGCGAAUCAGACCAUUUCCGGUCAAAUAGUGCCACAAAGCAAGUUUAAAGGUCAUUCAUCAAAUGCGGAGGAUGUUUCUUUUCACGCGCUCCAUAAUUUCGUUUUUGGAUCUGUUGGAGAUGAUAGAAAACUAAACCUAUGGGAUCUGCGUCAAUCAAAGCCACAGCUCACAGCCGUCGGACAUACUGCAGAAGUUAAUUGUAUUACUUUCAAUCCGUUUUCCGAAUACAUUUUAGCAACCGGAUCUGUUGAUAAAACGGUUGCUUUGUGGGAUAUGAGGAAUAUGCGCAAAAAAAUGUACACGCUGAAACAUCACAACGACGAAAUAUUUCAAGUAUCGUUCAGCCCGCAUUAUGAAACUGUUCUGGCUAGUAGUGGAUCGGAUGAUCGGGUUAUCGUUUGGGAUAUUUCUAAAAUUCAAGACCCAUCGUCUUCAUCAGCUGCAUCAUCUGAUUCUGUUCCACCAGAAGUUAUUUUUAUUCACGCUGGGCAUACUGGAAAAGUUGCAGAUUUCUCUUGGAAUCCCAACCGCCCAUGGACUAUUUGCAGCAGCGACGAAUUUAAUGCAUUACAGGUGUGGGAAGUUUCAAACAGUUUAGUUUCGUCGGAAAAAUGGGAGACCGAAAUGAUUUAAUCGUCUAAAUUGCACUUUGUCGAAUUUUACUAAUUUUCUCACUUCUGAUCUUUGAAUGUAAAAAUCACAUUCCUAUCAAUGAACGUUUUU